This is a messenger RNA of Closterium sp. NIES-65, 1056 nucleotides long. Lineage: Eukaryota; Viridiplantae; Streptophyta; Zygnematophyceae; Desmidiales; Closteriaceae. The record is from the annotation of a GenBank genome assembly.
AUGCAUGGCAACUUCGAGCUGGGAAUGACAACCCGCACUGCACUCGUCAAGCUGCUCGCCACUGUUGACCUUACCCUUGUUUCUCUGUUUCCCCCAACGCCUCCCCCCGUGUCUCUCUCCUACCGUCUCAUCCUCAUCUACCUCCCAUCUCCUGCUGUGUUCCCACAUGUGCAGUGGUGGAGGGCGCAGGCGCUGCGCUUCAUGCUGCGCUGGCCCUCGCCCUACCUCUGCCACCUGCUCAACCGUCACCGCCACCGCGCCUACGGCAUGCAAGUGGCGCGCGGCAUGGCCACGCACCACGCCGAGGCCCAGGGCAUCCUCUCCUCGCUGCUGCUGCCACCCCUGGCCGCCCGCCACCCCAUUGCAGCGGGCGCCCUGCAGCAGGAGGGGCGGGAGCUGGCGGCGCUCAACUUCUCGACUGCGCACUCGGUGGAGGCGCAGGUGUGGCCGGGGCUAGGCUUCCACGGGUGUGUGGCGCGCGGGCGCGGCAAUGUGAUGGCAACGCCGGGCAACCCCCUGUCAGACUACUUUGGGGCGGGGCGCGAGGCGUAUGUGCUGCGCCCCAUCGUUGCCAUGGACACAGGACGGAGGCGAGGGGUGGAGAGGCCGCCAAUGCAGCAUCUCAAAGAGGAUGAGCAGGAUAAGGAGGAAGGGGAGGAUGAGGAGGUGGGGAGGAGUGGGCAGGAGGGGGAGUUGGAGGAGCGGGGGAGGAGGGAGCAGAUGGCGGUGGUGGCGAGUGUGUUCCACGCGUACAGCCUCAGGCAGCACGACCCUGACCUCCACCACGUGUGGCUCACCGCCUCUCCCUCGCAGGCCACGCAGACACAAUUGGCAGCCUUCGACGACUGGACCUUCCUUAACUCCCGGCACGACAGCUACGGCCAAUCAGCGGCUGCCAGCAUGGCAGGUGUGGUGGGGUCACAGCUGGCAAGUGUGCUGAUCGCAGCGGAGUCAGACUACUUUGUGGGGUCACUGGCCUCGCGGCACACUCGCCUCAUCCUCGCCUUGAGGGCCACCAAUGACCGGCUUGCUGCACCUGCGGUUCUGCUGAAAUAA